Messenger RNA from Zea mays, 819 nucleotides. RefSeq lists its product as uncharacterized. The record is from RefSeq and is a predicted model, not a curated record. Bases 185 to 460 code for a protein of 91 amino acids. Lineage: Eukaryota; Viridiplantae; Streptophyta; Magnoliopsida; Poales; Poaceae. Gene Ontology annotation, cellular component: mitochondrion. The transcript is spliced from 4 exons.
GUCCCUCUCCAAGGAAACCGAACCAUUCUGAUCCUUCAACCCGUGGCGCCACUGCCACCCAUCUGCCCGGUCGCCGAAACCUAGCUCCUCUCAAAGUCUCGAUUCUCCUCGCUCCUCGGCCCUCGCCCACCUCUCGCUAGUCGCUCCCCACUUCCCAGUCUCUGUGGCCGGACGCCGCGGCGAGAUGGCCUCGACCUGCUUCCGCGCCGCCGCCCGCGUGGCCUCCGCCGCCAGUCGCUCGGCGGCGGCCUACCGCUCCGCUCCCUCCGCGGCACGCGCCGUGGCAACUGCCGCCCACCGCAUAUCGUGCUUCUCCAGGGUGCCGGUGGAGCUCGGGUGCUGCGCGGGAUUGUCACUGCUGCCGCUGCACAGUGCGGUGGCGUCAGCCAGGCUGACGUCGCGGCUGAGCACGGCGUCGAGCUGCCGUGCUCUCUCUCAGCAUGAAAAUGAUGGUACGUGAAACAUUUGCCCAGUGCCUUAAGAGAUGGGUCAAUCCGUUCGAAGGUGAUAAAUGGUCAAAUGGAUGGACGACCUGCUCAUGUCAUGCUAUCGGACUGAAAUGAUUUAUGUAGAGUAGUUAUCGAAUUGAACAUCUGGAGCAUGACUUUUCAUUACCCGAUCUACAAUCAUGGAUUUUUUUUUUCAAGGUUUGAGUUCGUGCCUCCUGGUAUCCAUGAAAAAAAAAAACAUGAAGCACGGUUUGCCGACGUCUGGGUUAUAUUCGUCCAGUGCAAAUCCGAAUGCUAUCUGUGAUAAUAACAGCGAGGAACAAUUUAAGGUCACCAUGUGAUUUUGAAAGUUGUCGAUAUGAUUACGUUA